Messenger RNA from Aspergillus fischeri NRRL 181, 2559 nucleotides. RefSeq names its product WD repeat protein. Lineage: Eukaryota; Fungi; Ascomycota; Eurotiomycetes; Eurotiales; Aspergillaceae. The record is from RefSeq and is a predicted model, not a curated record. Gene Ontology annotation, molecular function: protein binding. The transcript has a single exon. Gene Ontology annotation, cellular component: TORC2 complex; TORC1 complex. The coding region runs from base 1 to 2559 and encodes 852 amino acids. Gene Ontology annotation, biological process: regulation of actin cytoskeleton organization; TOR signaling.
AUGACAGCUAUGCUGGAUUUAUUAUCAUUACAUGGGUGGCAGUAUUCACCGACCUCAGAAGUCUCAAUCAGUGACCAAGUUAUCGCAGUAUUGUCGAGGCAUGAUGUCCAUCGGGAUUUUGCGAAGAAAAUCUCUCUGCUGCGCGAACUUGCCAGAUUCAUUUCAAAUGAGGCAGUCAUUGAUACUAGUACCUGGCUCUGGGAAGUAUUGACUUCAAAAGUCAGAAGCAAGAAUCAGCAAUCUGUGAGACAUUGUCUUACUCAACUCCUUACUCUCAAGGGUAUGGCAGGGGGUGGAGUCUUGUCCGCUUCGCCCGCAGUCAUCAAACAACAACUCCAGAUAUUCCUAAGCUGCUUGCCUCACGCCUCUAUACUUUCUCGACGUCAGCCUGCCGAUAUCGAUGCAUUCAUCCAGACUGCAAGAAAUGGACAUCUUUCAUCAUCGCCUUCGAUUAUUCAGGCUGCUCGAGUGACUGAUAGUAGCAGCAGCUCCUCGGUAUUUGGUCCCAUUCGAGCCCUGAACAAUGUGAACGCAUUAUUACAGAAUCGUGAGCUAGGAGGGUCUGUAAAGCGACAGCUUCGAACUAAGGUCAAGUCAGAUUUCAGUCUUCUGAAGACCUGGAAAGGUGCUUCAAAUGACGUGAAUGUCCUAGCUUGGUCGCCUGACGGUACCAGAUUUGCAGCAGGCGCCACUGCCCAAUGUGAUGAGGGCAAUAUGGAGUACAAUCGGGGCAACAACUUGGUCAUUGGGGACUUGACGUGCAAUCGCCUCGAGGAGGUGCCUGGUCAUUACAUAAUUCGCCCUCCUGGGAGGGCUGCGUCUCAAAGGGCCACAAGUGACAACCGUCUCUUCAUGAGUGUUACUGCUAUGCAGUGGUUUGAUGAUACACUUUUUACAGCCAGCUACGAUAAUACGGUGAAACUCUGGAGGUUUUCCGGCAACCGGAUAACAAAUCACAAAACGCUCCCACAUGAAUCGAAAGUAUUAGUCAUGGCGCGUUCAAAUUUUCAAGCGAAUCUGCUGGCAACCGGCGCGCAAUCUUUCAGGCUAUGGAACAUCAUGGAGUCAAGGGAGGAUGCUCCCCUAAUAAUUGAAUCCAGAAGAGACCUGACUCCCACUUGCUUGGCUUGGGGGAGUACCCAUGACACUAAACAUUUACUGCUCGCUGGGAUGUCCGAGAGGGAUGAUGGCCUACCACACGCUUGCCCAGCCCCGAGUGGCUUUCUCACUGGGUGGCAUGUGGGUGAGGCUUCAAUAAUUCCAACACCAUUUCAGCCUAAUUCACAGAAUAUAUUCGAUAUCAAAUGGCACCCGACCUUGCCGAGAUUUGCCACAGCAAGUACGGUAGGCCAGAGCCAAGUGUCUCGGGGAACCAGGUCUGUGGUCCGUGUUUAUGAACCACUGAAGUGGAAAUCUCAGACAAUUGAGUUCGAGUGUCCUGCGCUGGACAUCAAUGAUAUCACCUUCUGCCCAAUGAACUCAUAUUAUGUGACCGCCAGUUGCACUAAUGGCGUAACAUAUGUUUGGGACUAUCGCAAACGAGAUCAAGUCCUGCUAGAGCUUCCUCAUGGUGAACCUCUCAACCAAUUAGAUGAACUGCUUGAGAGGGAGCAGGAUGAUGUAGGUGUUAGAAUGGCCUUGUGGGGGGACGAAAUCAACCAACUCUACACAGGGGCCUCAGACGGUAUUGUUAAGCAAUGGAAUAUCUUGCGAUCUCAGGAGGAUGCCCUUACAAAGAACGUCUUUGGAAUUGAAGAGGAGAUAAUGUGCGGUGCCUUUUCAAGUGAUAAGUCAAAUCUCUUGAUUGGAGACGCAGGCGGGGGUAUCCAUAUCCUCUCUACUUCAUGCUCUUCGCCUCAUGAGGGCAGAGACCCAAAUGAAGAUGAAAGAAAAAUGCAAUUCAGGCACGCAGCUCAGCCGCCCUGCGAUGAUCACUCAUCAGAUUCAGAGUCUGGGCUUGUAGCGGCCCGAAAGCUACUGAAUUCUGGGAAGCUCAAAAGACACCCUGUUUUUGGAGUGGGUCAAGGCCCUCAUUAUGAUGGACCUUUUGCCGGGUGGGCUCGCCCAGGGAACCCAGAUCAACCUCAUCUUGGCAGUCUCGAACCGGAUGUUAAGAUGCGACAGCUCGAUGGGCCGGCCCCUAAGGAUCGCAUUGGCUUGGACGAAGAAUCACGGCAACUUGUGGAGGCUCAUAUUCAACUUGCUCGGAUUCGCAACCAGCGGCAAAAUGGAUAUAAAAGGAAACGUGCUGUUGAUGUCAUUGAUCUGUGCAGUGAUGAAGAAGAUAACCGUGGCCCGGAAAGGCGAGCGCAAAGUCGGCACAUUUACAUUGGAGACUUCAUGGGCAUUGCCAAUCUUCAAUGUGAGGUCAUAGACCUAACAGGUGACACCGAUACUGAUUCAGAAGAGAAUGCAAGUACUGCGAGAGCUAGGCCACCUUUCUCUGAGUUCCCUAAAAUGGACUCUUUGCUUGAAACGCUGGAGGCAGGUCUUGAAGAGGAUUUUUGGUGGCCGGACAGUGGCCAGGUCAAUCCUAAUUUUCCACAAGAAGAAGCAUAA